This is a messenger RNA of Sphaeroforma arctica JP610, 2458 nucleotides long. RefSeq lists its product as hypothetical. The record is from RefSeq and is a predicted model, not a curated record. The transcript has a single exon. Gene Ontology annotation, cellular component: RISC complex; cytoplasm; nucleus. Gene Ontology annotation, biological process: siRNA processing. Lineage: Eukaryota; Ichthyosporea; Ichthyophonida. Gene Ontology annotation, molecular function: RNA binding; ribonuclease III activity. Bases 59 to 1540 code for a protein of 493 amino acids.
CGCGUAGAGAACGCUCUAAUAAAGGGAUGGUCAAUUCUCUCACUCACUACGCAGAGUUAUGUCGGGGUUAGACAAGGAGGCUAGCCCUGAUCCACUGAAUGCCGAAAUUCAAGAUGGCGUCGACAAACCAUCGAAAACUGUCGCAUCAAUAACACCCGUUGUUCAACCCGAUAUCAACUCCCAUGGCGCUGUGGUUGUGGAAGAGGUAGUACCUCGGUACUCUAAUGGCACAGUAUUCUAUACCCGUACGAAGUCGGUGGCAGAUCCCUCUACGACAAUCAAUCCUUUUUCCGUUAACGAUAUUCAGAAUCAACUUGCGUCUACCCACUUUGACGGUCGCAGUUCGACGAGCGCACCGACGCUCAAUAUUUUUGGUGUACGCCAGGAACCGACGCAAGCGGAACGAGGCAUGCAUCCAGCAGCCGGUCCUCAACCAGAUAAUACACCGUUCCAGAGGCAAGUAUUUCUAAAUGCAGCACCAAAAGAUGCUAAAGGUUCAUUUCACAAGCUAAAGUAUGCAAAGGGGCCUUCACAAGGCUCGCAAGCACCAUCCCAGCUGCGAUGGUCUGCAAGUACAGCGUCUCAAAGUGUGCAUAUGGUUGACCGAAGUCACGUCAACGCGCUUUAUGCACAGGUUGCAGAAAUGAAUCAGGUCCAAGAACAGUCAGGUGCAGCGAAACCACAUAACUGGACCGAUCUUCUUGAAGUUGGCACUACGAACGGAUUUUUCUGUACCGUCUGUCAUCAAAUACAACGCAGGGGGCACGAAUGGGGCAGCAGAAAACGACAGGGACUUGAGCCCAUUGGUCCAUGCUCCAGACAGUUCAACCACAGCUUUAUACCGUUUUACAGGGGAUCUACUAUCAUGCGUGUCUGUCGUGACUGCGGCGAGACGCAAAGGUGGGGCAAGAAAUUCGGUACUAAUAGGUCUUCGGGCUAUGAACCAUUGGCUAAUGUAAUAUGCGGGAAGCCUGACGCUGAGUGUAUGGCGUACUAUUAUAAGAUUUUGGUCAACGCGAGCCUGUAUGUAUCACCUUUGACACCAGUGCUUCGACCGGAUAAUGUCGACGCUGUCCAUGCAGACAACAUGUGGCAUUCUAUUGCUGACAAACUUCAGCAAGAGCGGGACAAGGGUCUGGAUUUCCAGAAGGAGUUCCCUUUAUUUGCGGACGUAGAUCGAGAAUUAAUCAACGAAGCGCUCACACAUCCAUCCCACACGGGUGCCGACGGUAAAAAUUACUUGAGACUCGCUUUUCUGGGGGAUGCGGUACUGGAUCUGUAUGCGGCCGAGAAGUUGUACACCGAGAACGAACAGAUGAACAACGGAGAAUUGACGGUCGAGAAGUCGAGAAUCGUUGCCAAUCAAUCCAUCGGAUUAUUUGCGACUUCAUAUCUGCCGUUUGUGAGGACCAAACUCGUAAUCACGAGAGAAUCGAAAAUAGCUGGCGACGUGAUAGAGGCACUAAUUGGGGCUUAUUAUCUACAAUUCGGGUAUGGCAAAACGGCUCAGUUUCUCGUUAGUCUAGGAGUGGGUCGUUAGUGAGUCUUCAUCCGCCACAGGCGUGCUUUCACAUCAGGCUUGGCGCUAGAUAUGUGGUCUUGCUAUCAUCCCCUUGUACUUAUUUGGUGCGCACACAAUGCUUCGGAUAUACGACUGUCUAUGCGUAUGCGUAUGACUGUAUAAGUGUAUGCUUAAUACGGGUUCGCUUUACGCCGCAAGACAAGCGCUGUGCGCUUAACGCCGUAAGACAAGCGCGUAUAUGGUUGCGCGCCAGUAUUUGGUUAUAGAUGCAAUUAACUGGAACACUCACAACUUUCGUCGGUAUUAUGCAAUGGGUAGCGGGAAACAAGCAAGAGUAUCUGCUUGUGCACUACAAUCUAGAGCUUGCGUAGGAAGUGCUCUUACGUGCUUUAUUGGUGUGCAUCUAGCCGAGGAUACACAGCCGUUUCAGAAAUCCUUCUUCAUGACGCGUCAUGAACGAUAUGGUGUAUGUGUCUUUAUACGCUUUUGUAAACUCCGUAUAAGGCUCACAUUAAACACGUCAACACUAACGGUUGAGCUGAGCGGUCGCUGAGCCGAUGUUCAAUGUUCUACAAAUAUAAUUGAGCGUUAUAUUGUGGAGUUUCGUAAAGUAGAGUAGGAACAUGAGAAUAUCAUGGACAGAACAGGCAGAGAUCUAACGACACUUAUUUAAUGAAGGAUAUAUGUCGCGGUGUCGCUUUCUCCAUUGCGGAGUGCGAUAUCUAAGAGUAUUAUGGUUCGAAUAUCAAUUCGUCCAAGGAGGGUCCGAACCGUGCCAAAUAAUAUACGAAUAAUACCGAGAGGGUGUCUAACGAAUGAAGUAAGAGUUGUAUUUAAACUUGACAAGGUGCUACUACUAUCUUUAUUAGUGACGCAUCCGACGACUGAAGAGGACAAAAUAAUAUUUUUUAUCCAAAUAAACGUCGGAAAUGAGAA